Molecule: messenger RNA, 834 nt
Organism: Dermacentor andersoni
Lineage: Eukaryota; Metazoa; Arthropoda; Arachnida; Ixodida; Ixodidae
Source: RefSeq, a predicted model, not a curated record
CAUUUUUGCGAAUCAAAUCAAAGUCUACGCAUGCACAACAGUGCUGCUCCGACAAAGCACAACAAGAUGUGUAACGGUGUCGCUGUCCUUGAUGUCAUCCACUGGAGCGACGACUUCAAAGAGUUAGCAGAGCCGAACCCCUUCAAGCAUAUUGACGUCACCUUCGAAGAAUGGCAAGAAAGGGAAGACGAACCUUAAAAAAUUGUUCUGGUUUUGGAUGUGUCGGGUAGUAUGUCGGGUCUGGAUCGCAUGGCUGUUUUGAAAGAAGCUGCCAAACACUACAUACAAGCUAUACCUGAUGGUUUGCGGAGACUGGCUAUCGUAUCAUUCUCCACAAAUGCCACAGUGACCCUCGAUAUGCUAAUCGUCAAUUCGACCACUCGGCAAGGGUUUAUGGACAAAGUGAAUGGUCUCGAACCUGCGGGCCAGACAUGCAUUGGCUGCGGACUUGAGCUGGCACGGAAGGUUCUGACUUCACCGCAUGAUCCUCCACAUGGCUCCAUCAUUCUACUGGUAACCGACGGCGAGGAGAACCGGACGCCUUAUGUUGCGAGCGUCAUGCAAAACCUCGUGAAGUCCCUCAUCGAAGUAAGCUCAUUUGCGAUUGGAAGAGAAGCUGACAAAGAACUUGAAGCUCUGGCUGCUGCAACGAAGGGCCAGUCGUUCUGUUUCCGAGACAGCCAACCAUUUAAUGGCGUCAACAUGGGUGCGGCGUUUGUGACAGCCAGUGCAUCCGAAGAGGAACCCCAAUGGCCCGUUACGAUAAGUUUUAGUGUUGCCAUUUUAACACAUUUGCCGCUACCUUUCCUCCCGUUCUUUUUUUUUUGCGACUAA